AUGUCUAACUCUAACGAACCAUCUCAAUUCAACGGUAACUUGAAAUCCGUCUCUGGACAAGUUCAAGAACAAAUUGGUAACUUGACAGGCGCUACUUCAUGGCAGCAAAGCGGUAAACAACAACAUGCCGAAGGAGAGGCUGAAUUAAAGGCUGCCCAAGCAAAGGGUUACGCUGAAGGUUUGGUCGAUCAAGUUGGUGGUUACAAGGACUCUAUCGUUGGUGCAGUCACUGGUAACAAGUCUGAUCAAAUCGCAGGUAACGCUCGUCAAGAAGCAGGUGCCGCAAAGAAGGAUGCAAACGCUCCCGCAUAA
Meira miltonrushii is the source of this 312-nucleotide messenger RNA. RefSeq names its product mismatched base pair and cruciform DNA recognition protein. Bases 1 to 312 code for a protein of 103 amino acids. The record is from RefSeq and is a predicted model, not a curated record. The transcript has 2 exons. NCBI's taxonomy places the organism in Eukaryota, Fungi, Basidiomycota, Exobasidiomycetes, Exobasidiales, Brachybasidiaceae.